CCUUGCACUACAAAGCCCUCGCUAGGAACAGAAAUGCCCAAGAUAUCAAUGACGAGCUGCGACUGCGCUGAACCAUAUCUCUAACAGGGCUCAUGUCAGACGUGCAUCAACUGCCGCAGGAUCUAUCGCUCAUGAAAAGACGGAUCUGCAACUGAGGCACGAGGCUCCAGCCUGUUUCUUACGCCCCACACCUGCCCUCUUCGUUGGAGUCCUAUUACAGUACUGCCGCUGAUUCCUUUCGCUGGCGCUGUGUCAUAACUGGGCCACCUGCCCGAUGAUUUUCGUUUGGACUUGAUCGCUCUUGCAUCUUCCCGAACCUCUCUGUCUGCUCGUGGAGACGCAUUCGAUCUACAGCAGCGUUGGACCACACAUCAAGUCGGCACAAUGGUGUUCUGUACAUACUGCGGGCAGUCUUUCACAAGAGAUGAGCAUCUCGAACGCCAUAUUCUUACUCACACCAACGUAAAGCCGUUCAAAUGCUUCACAUGUCAUAUGUCAUUCGCCAGAAGGGAUCUUCUACAACGACACUACACGGUACACGGCAAGGAUCAGACUGGACAACAUGAGAUACCAGCUGCGAGUGGUAUGAUACCGAAGUCAGCAGGACGAACACCAAUUGCCUGCAGCAAUUGUGCAAAGACGAAAACGAAAUGCGAUAAGAAAUUCCCGUGCUCAAGAUGUGCGGGCCGGAACCUAAGGUGUACACUACGGCCAACGAGGAGGGUCUCAAAGAAUGCUGCUCGUGCGAACAUGCCGGCAGAAGGUGCUGUAGCAGUGCCUCUCAAUGCACAACAGGCGGGCUCUGAGAACAACACACAGCCAUCUGAAGUGCAGCAGCAACCGAGUCCACCGGCGGCACCAGCAGAUAGCCCGCAGCAGCCACUGCAAGUGCAACAAGCGGUCACGAAGGACACCAGUCCCAAGCCGACGAUGGCAUCGAUUGCAGAAGACACACAGCCCGCCAACAAUAGUGACACAGCUGGGACACAGUACCCAGACCAGCCCUCCACCAGGCCUACACCACCAAGCUCGUUCUCUCCCGAAGCACACACGACUGGGUUUAUGCAACAGACGCCAUUGUCGGGAUAUACAGAGUUCGCGAAUGCUAUGAGCAAGGAUAGCUCUGACGACGAUUCUAGCCCCCGUUUCAUGUUAGACUGGAGUCAAAUGCAAAUGCCGAUCGGCUACGAUGGACUGGUGCAACCGCACAUGAUCAUGAACACGGAGAUCGGAUUCGACGCAAACAUGCUAUCAAAUCCUGAUGCAAUGUUGAGCAUAUUGCCGACCGUUGAUGACCCGAUGGCUUCGCUGGUAACGCCUUUGGAGACACCCAAGAUGGAACGAACUUUUGCCGACCUCGAGCUUUCCAGCUCUGCUGCAGCAUAUCAACAACAGCGACCACCGAUGACAUCCAUGCGGACAUCUCGCUCGAUACAUUCACAAGCUUCCACGCCUCCUUCAGACAUAAACUCUGAGCUACCCGAAAUCAUUCAGGCCCAAGAUGCCUGGUCAGUGUUUCGUUGCACGCCGAUCUUGCCGUCUUCGGCUUGUCCCAGGACGGCCAAGAGAAACCUUGAGCGGUUAGAGGACACUCUACGGAAUCGCGAGGGCUGGGCGAGCUGGAGUCCUGCCUGGGAUGACACCGACUUGGCUGGGGCUGAUCAGCUGACAGUAAUGCAGCUUCACGAAAGUACUCGCGACAAAUUGUUGGCCAUCACGCAAAGCUUCCUCCACAAGGCGCUCGAAAUUCACCGGGAGGGCGGCAACCGUCAAAGUGUCGAUUCGGGCUACCAUACACCAAACUCCUACUACGGUUCAAAUUUUGUAUUGUUGCCACCCGCGCGCGUUCUGGAGUACUUUCUCCGAUCAUACGCAAACAGCUUUGAGCGCUAUUUCCCGCUGACAUCAAAGGGAAUCUUGGACGCGAACGAGUUAUUGCAUUGCUACAAUGAUCGUGCAGCAAGCCUACUAGUCCUGAUGAUGAUUGCUCAAGGCGCAAUGAGCAUACAAUCCACGGAAGCACGCCUAUUGACAGGCGGACUGACCGAAGCAUGUCGGAUAUCGCUCUUUGAUCUCAUAGAGCGAAACAUCAUCAUGUCUGCUGACCCUGUCGUACUGCACUCGGCCCUGCUCUUCAUCGUUCAGGCAGCCUGGAGUGGCGACAAGUGGCAGAUGGAUAUCGCGAUGGGCCAACGUGGGAUGUAUCUGGCCAUGCUACGACACUCGGGAAUGCUGGAUAAGGCCACGACAUCGUCCAACAUCAACCAACAUUCAACACGAGACCAGUUAUGGCAAGAAUGGAUCUCGAACGAGUCCAAGAGUCGACUAGUCUAUUCAUGGAUCAUGGUUGAUCAGGAUCUAGCAUUAUUCCAUGACACCGCUCCGCUCUUUGCUGUGUCCGAGUUUGCUGUACCCAUGCCUGAUGCUGACCGUCUUUGGCAAGCAAAGAGUGCUGCAGAGUGGUCGUCCAUCUUCGAGCAAGUGCAUGAGUUUUCAGGAGGAUACUCUUCCGUGGGGUCCGGUGCUAGGCCGCUGUCUUUACGCGAUCUGUUUCGCCAUUUCCUGGACGAUGAGAUGAUUCCGCUUGGCAUUGAGAUGACACCUCUACAACUUCGAUUGUUACUGCAUCCUCUCCAGGCACUGGUUCAUCAGUACAGUCAGCUCCUCACUUGCUUCUCCGAAUCGCGCUCGAGUCGGAACCAGAGCCAGCCUCGUGCAGUCAGUGCGUCAACGACACGUAAUCGCCUCGAAGAAGUCCAGUCACUUCUGGGAAGAUGGUUCGACUUGGCCGAACGAUACCUUCGCGCAAACCCAAUGUGCGCAGUGAUGCAGACGAAUCUCGUCGUCUUCCAUCUCAUCAGCCUCAAUGCUGCCACCAACUUCCCAGAAAUUGAACGACUAGCUCGUCGAGAGAAUUUCGAUGGCACUUACCAACAACUAGUCUGGACGCACAAGCGAUGCAUCCAUGAUGUUGAAGAAGCCAUCUAUCAUUGUGGCCAAAUCCUGCGUAUUGUUCGAAGUAUGCCACGGACCGUUCGCCCUCCUUGGUGGGCUGGUGCCAUCUACCGCGCAGGCCUGGUACUUUGGACCGACAGUCUCACACACAAGGAACAGUCCUCGCCGCGCAAUAAUGGCAUGUUCCCAUCUGUGCCCGGCCCUUCCUUCGCGAUCGAUGCUCUACCGGCCGAUCAUCCUCUCAUCAUACGAUACCUGACCAAGCGGGAAGGCGUGCCAUGCGUGACGAAACGUGACGGCUCUCAGAUGAGUCUGGAUCGUGCAUAUCCUGUCCUGCAGCACUGCAUCGAAGUCAUCGACGAAGGAGCUUCCAAUCGAUUCUCAGACGGCAUUCGGUCGAAGAUCGAUAAGCUGGCUCGAGGUUAAAGGACAGACCUCGUCGCCACUGGGCGCCAUCACUCCUUUCGGAACACAGCAAUUUCCCCUUUCCCGCAUCCACUGUCCUUUUUGUGUUCUUCAUCGCGCUAUGGGUGGCGAAAACUUUAUUCUUGCAAGCAUGGUGCGAUAGCGUCGGAGUUCUUCUUGUUUGGGCGGGCGUGUGCAUAGGGUGGGAACAAACGAUGUCAUGUCAUUUGGAGAGAGUUCCAAGCUCCUCUUCGGUAAUGUUUGAAAUGAAGGAAGGCAGGCUAAGGAUCAGGAACAUGAACAAAAGCGAUGGGCGCAGAGGAACUGCUGCUCGCAGCGGACAUCGCUCCUAUAUACAACGAAUGCUCAAGGGAAAGUUCCGCGGGCUACGAGAAAGCUAGCUAUUAUUUGUGUUGCUCCCUAAGCAAUCUGCGCUUCCUUCGGGAUUUCCUAUGCGACCGUUAUUAAUGCACCGAUUUUGGCCAGA
This is a messenger RNA of Cercospora beticola, 3847 nucleotides long. Its product is annotated as fungal specific transcription factor domain-containing protein. Lineage: Eukaryota; Fungi; Ascomycota; Dothideomycetes; Mycosphaerellales; Mycosphaerellaceae. The record is from RefSeq and is a predicted model, not a curated record.